UACACGCCAUCAAAGCAUCUUCCGGAUCAUCAACAUAUUCAAAGAUAUUUCCCCUGACACGGGUCUUGUUCAGUGGUGUUGUACAGCAUCUCAAGUGAGUCCAGUAGAACAGUUCUUGAAAGAGACGGUCCAGUGCCAGUUUCCUUGCUCUGUGGUAUCCCUAAGACUGGAGAGUGGAAUGUGACUCACAGCCGGAUACCAUAUCGCCUUUGGAGAUACGUUUUGGUGGAAUUCCGUCAAAACGACCUUGGACGUCAUUGUGACCUUGACAUGUUGUUUUAUUCCAUAUAAAGUGGAAUAUGACUUAAAUUGUCAUGGCAACGUGCUGUUACACCUAGAAGGUUCACCAUGGAAUCGGUGUUGGGGCGGCUGAGGACCGGAUCCAAACCCAAGAAAACCCUCUCACAGGCUCCUUCUAAGGAUGAUAUUCUGAAUGCCAUCGACACCUUUGAUAAAAAUGGAAGUGGCUCAGAGGACAACAACAACCUGGUGCGUAAGAGCAGUGUGGAGAGCGGAGAUGGACCGGAGGAGCUGGACUCCCCGAGCGUCAGCUAUUCCCACUCCUACAGUGCUGAGUGGGAACGUCUGUUCAACACACCUGGCUACUUGCUCAAGUUGAAGAAACAUGGAAUAGAAGGCAGACUUCGCAGUAGCAGGUUCCGAAGCGUGGUUUGGAAGGUGUACCUGGAGGUGUUGCCAGAUGACAUCAGCCAAUGGCUGAAAGUGUGCCAGGACUGGAGGAACAAGUAUGAGGUCUUAAAGAACCAGAUGAUUCAUGAGAAGCAGGAAUUGAUUGUGAAUCCCCGGAAGGCUGUAGAUCGUGUGGACAUUGCCAUCAACAACCCUCUGUCUCAAGAUGAUGAAAGUCCAUGGAACCAAUUUUUCCAGGAUAACGAACUGAGAUUAACAAUUAAACAGGAUGUGAUCCGAACCUACCCCAAAAUAGAAUUUUUUCAGUCGAACCAGUUGAGGAAUUUAAUGGUGGAUAUUCUGUUCAUCUAUGCAAAAGUGAACCCAGAUCUGUCUUAUCGCCAGGGGAUGCAUGAGUUGUUAGCUCCAUUGAUCUUUGUUCUGCACUGUGAUCAUCAAGCGUUCCUGCAUGCAUCGGAGAUCGAGACCCUCCACUACCUCCACAGCACUCACAGAGACAUCGUCAAGGAGAUCAUGAGUCCCACCCAUCUGGAACAUGAUGCAUAUGCAAUGUUCUGUCAGAUCAUGGAGACCGUCGAGCCCUGGUACACAACAAAGGAAAGUAUGACAAAGGGCAGAGAAUACAUGGUGGCUCAGCCUUUCUCCCGACCCCAGGACCUGAACCCCUCAAAUGUGAUAGUGACAAAGCUAACUCGCAUCCAGGACUACCUGCUGAAGAAGUUUGAUGCAGAACUACACCUGCAUCUAGAGCGACUCGACAUCGCUCCACAGAUAUAUGGCAUUCGGUGGGUGCGGCUGCUGUUUGGCCGAGAGUUUCCCAUGCAAGACCUCCUAGUGAUAUGGGAUGCCAUCUUUGCAGAUGGAAUCGGAUUUGACCUGGUGGACUAUGUAUUUGUUUCAAUGCUGCUUUAUAUUAGAGAUUUGUUACUGGCCAGUGACUAUGCAGCCAGUCUCAGCUGCCUCAUGAAAUAUGUACCUGUAGGAGAUGUUCACUACUUCAUUGAGAAGGCCCUGUAUCUACGGGAACCCAAUCAAUAUCCACGGCCACCCAACUAUACUUACCAGAAUGUCAACACUACCGCUGUCAAAGGCAGGAGCAGAUCUAACCAAACUAACAAACGCCACGGACAUGGAUAUGGGGGCUUCUCCUCCUUCUCACGCAAGUUUAACCGACCCCGAACACUUGCCUUCUCUAGCAAGAACUUGCCCAAAUCCUCCAGUGAGCCCAUGAACCUGCAGACUGACAUCUCACCAGCGAGCCCGGUGGUCCAAGAUGUGAAGCGAGGAUCCUCCGCCAGCUUGUCCCAGCUGGAGGACCAGAUGUUCCGCCACACUCCCUCAUCCUCCAGCCUCGCCCGCCUCGAGGUCAUCAACAGGUCCACCCAGUCUACACCCGCAGCUCGUAGCCCAGUGGGUUUCUCUGCUGAUGAAGGCUCCACACACAGUAGCCCUACUAAAUACUCAACACUGCCUGGACGGACAAAAGCAAAAGCCAAAAAACUGUCAAAAGCUGAGCAAGAGGUCCAGCUCCAAGUGUCCAAACUUCAAGGCCAGAUGAAUGACAAGUCAGCAAUGUGUAGAUACUGUUCAACCAAACUGGAUAUACACAUAGAGCGCCUGCAGAGUGAACUGAUGAAGCUGGAUCUAGAUGCGGAUGAUGAGGUCAUGCUGGCUCUGGCAGGGUCAAACAGGUCAGAGACGUCCUCAACGGCACCCUCCGCUUCUCCCAGAACCUGCUGGAUGAAGAUGAAAUUUGCAUCAGUGACAACUAUUACAAGGAUGAUCUAGUUACAUCUCCGGAGUCAGACAUAGCUGGCUCCAUAACAAGCUCCAUGACCGGCUCCUUCCACCAGCAUGGAGCCGGCAAACAUUCCGGAAAGGCAAGCGUCAGAAACUGUUCUACAUGAGUAGUGAGGAGAACUCAGAGGCAGCAGAUUCCCCUGACUCUUUCAAUGGUGUCUGUCAUCCUCAGGGCAAAGAUUACGAGUUGGACAAUUUCAUGAGGAAACGAGCAUCCAAGGACAGUAAUGCUUCUGGCGGGCCUCAGUUAAUGGUCGAGUCCACCGUGUCUGAUAGCGGGAGUCAGAGCAGCAACACGGUGCAGACUCACAGCUCGGCCUCAGAUGCCUUUGAUGUCAGUCCUAACCCACUGUACGACAUGGUAUCUCAGUGACUGUAGAAACCAGUUGGCUGUGCUCAAGGAAUACUCCACAAGGUGUAACAUUAUAUCAGGUAUAACACUGUAAACGGGCAUGCAGAUUGACAGGCAUGUCUGGAAUGUGUUUGAAGAUGUUCUCGAUUCGUGUGACACAUGGAAACACCGACUGUAUGGAGGCAUUGUGACAUCGUGUUGUGGUGCAGAUGAGGAGAACCAAGACCUUCCUAUAACACAGAAUAUGUCUGUGACCUUAUUGGUGCAUUCUGAAACUGGUGAUAGUUGAUGGGCAAAGAAUGCAGCACAGGAAAGAGUGAUGUCCAAAUACUGCAUGGUGUCUGUGAUUGAACCUGUCACAUGACUGUCAUGUGACUGUGCUACUGGUGCAUUACUACUGGCUGUUAUAUCAAGGUUCUAUGUUUGCAACAAACAUUCAGUUUCACUGGUUAAAAUUGUGUAUGGGUCUUGUACGCUCAUGGAUAUCCAUGUUUAGAAGAAAUAUCAUACACAUUCUCUAGAUUUGUGACCAGUAUGUCCAUAUUGUAGUGAUUGCAAGAUACUGGGGUGUUGUUUCCUGGCAGGACUAACACCAGUAAACACCACUCUAAUACUCACUCCUCCCAACACACACAUCCCUCCCCUCCUCCCCCAUUUAUGGCAGACACAUCCAAAAUAACUCAUCUUCAACACACACAUCUGCAUCACACUUAAACAAAAGAAAAACCUCCACAUCUUCAACACACACAUCUCCCCCCUCCCCCAUUUAUAGCAGACACAUCUCUCUCUCUCUCUCACUCACUCAUUCACUCACUCACUGCACACACUACACACACACUCACACACUCACUUAGGUACAGCUACACACCCAGUCCCCACAUCUCCACACACACAUUCCCCCGACACUGUCAGGACAGCACCUUGUGUGAGCCCAGGGUAAGGCAGUGCAGCUGCCAUGCUGUGGACAAGGACUACCAUGUCCGCAUUCAAGGGAGGUAACAACAGGAUGACUGGACCCUGGCAUAGCAUUAGUCCCCUGAAACCAAAAUUGUAGGACAUAAAUUGAUAUCAACCAUUAGGACUGAUAUUAGUUUUAGGGCAUGUAGCUGUCGGACAUGUUGAACUGAGACAGCUGUGCAGCAGAGAGGCAGCCUAGUAGUAGAAGUAGUAGCUCAUCACACAACUGACGCCUGACCCCGGAUCACAGGUUAUAGGUAGAAUAUUGCCAAAACUGACUGAAACCUGUCUCACUCCCUAACCUGAUGAUUUAUUAAUGUCAGCGCCUUCCUAAGGGACUGGUGAUGCAGGACAUGUUGAACAGUAAACGUCCCGUUCAGUGUGUACACUGACGAUAAACACCAUGAAGCCAGUAUGUAGACAAAUGCCACUGUGUUAGACAGUGGUCUGUAUUAAGCAGUGUUCAGUAUUAGACAGUGUCAGCACCUGUGUAGUGCCAGGCUUUCAACGUCCUCCGUUUGUGAGGUUUAUGCAACGUCUAAUGUUCUUCACCAUUUGGUGAUGCCACAGCCACUGUAUGCCACAUUUACACUGUAUGUCAUGUACACGCUGUAUGUCAUGUACACGCUGUAUGUCAUGUACACUAUGUGAUAUGUACGCUGUAUGUCAUGUACACGCUGUAUGUCAUGUACACUGUGAUGUACACGCUGUAUGUCAUGUACACACUGUAUGUCAUGUACACGCUGUAUGUCGUGUACACGCUGUAUUUCAUGUCCGUGCUGUGUCAUGUACACACUGUCAUGUACACGCUGUGUGUCAUGUACAUGCUGUAUGUCAUGUACACACUGUAUGUCAUGUACACUGUGUGAUGUACAUGCUGUAUGUCAUGUACACUAUGUCAUGUACACGCUGUAUGUCAGAGUAAACUGAUGCUACGUGAAAACUGUGUGCUACCUUACAGCUGUAUGACAUACUGAUCCAUAUGCCACGUAAUCCACUCACUAUUUAAGCCACUGUAGCAGUCUAUGCUUUCAUAAUCCUGAAUGCUCAUAGUAAAACCAUAUGCCCACCUCAUGCUGUAUGCCCAUUGUAAAACCGUAUGCUGAAGUAAUGCUGUAUGCCCAUAGUAAAACCAUAUGCUGAAGUAAUGCUGUAUGCCCAUAGUAAAACCAUAUGCUGAAGUAAUGCUGUAUGCCCAUAGUAAAACCAUAUGCCCACCUCAUGCUGCAUGAGCAUUGUAAAACCGUAUGCUCAAGUAAUGCUGUAUAUCCGUAGUAAAACCAUAUGCCCAUGACAUGUUUUAUGACCAUAGUAAAACUAUACGCUCAAGUAAUGCUGUAUGCCCAACGUAAAUCCAUACGCUCAAGUAAUGCUGUAUGCCCAUAGUAAAACCAUAUGCUGAAGUAAUGUUGAAAGAGCAUAGUAAAACCGUUUGCCCAUAUCAUGCUGUAUACCCCCAUAGUAAAACCAUAUGCUGAAGUAAUUCUGUAUGCCAUGGCAUAGUUAAACCAUUUGUCCAAGGCAUGCAGUAUGCCCAUAGUAUAACCCUAUGCCAACAUGCUGUAUGCCCAUAGUAAAGCCAUUUGUCCACGUCAUGCUGUAUGCCCAUAGUAAAACCAUAUGCCCACGUAAUGAUGUAUGAGCAUAGUAAAACCAUAUGCCAACAUGCUGUAUGCUCAUAGUAAAGCCAUUUGUCCACGUCAUGCUGUAUGCCCAUAGUAAAACCAUAUGCCCCUUGAAUGAUGUAUGAUCAUAGCAAAACUAUUUGCCUAAAACCAUAUGCGGAUGUAAUAAUGGUGUGCUAGCUCAAUCAAGUGUCAGUCAUGGUGCAUUACAGUGGCAGUUUCCUUAUUUCCAUGACUAUUUAUAUUGCAUUAUUGUAUCAGAUUGUUGUUAUGAUUAUUAUGAUUAUUGAUUUUAUUUUAGUUAUCAAUGACAAGUUGUUUUACAUUUAAACUAAUUAAAAGUCAUGAAUGCA
Haliotis rubra (blacklip abalone) is the source of this 5738-nucleotide messenger RNA. Its product is annotated as TBC1 domain family member 5-like. The record is from RefSeq and is a predicted model, not a curated record. The transcript is spliced from 25 exons. Bases 349 to 2439 code for a protein of 696 amino acids. NCBI's taxonomy places the organism in Eukaryota, Metazoa, Mollusca, Gastropoda, Lepetellida, Haliotidae. Gene Ontology annotation, molecular function: GTPase activator activity. Gene Ontology annotation, biological process: activation of GTPase activity.